Messenger RNA from Microstroma glucosiphilum, 1138 nucleotides. RefSeq lists its product as hypothetical. The transcript has a single exon. Lineage: Eukaryota; Fungi; Basidiomycota; Exobasidiomycetes; Microstromatales; Microstromataceae. Bases 400 to 1056 code for a protein of 218 amino acids. The record is from RefSeq and is a predicted model, not a curated record.
UUUGACGCUGCCCCUUCUCGACGAUUUUACUCGCUAUCCAAGAAAGAGGGACAGAAGCUGCAAGGAACCUUCAGCAGCUGCGGAAGCAGCGAUGCCACCUCGACGCAGAGCGCCUGCUCGCAGGGUGUCCUCAUCCCGACACACACCUCUGCCUCCAACCUCGUCUACCCCUCUGGAGCACGCCGGGUGCAAGACCUGACCUCGUCCGAAGCAUUGCUCAAGGUCGCCCGCCAUUUCCCAUGCUCGGCAGUCGAUGGUGGCUGCUCCUGCAGAGGUCUCAAGCCGAACCCUGAGUCCGAUGUCGAAGCUAAAUCCGUUCAGGAUAAGGACGAGGCGAUCAGAGAGGCCGAGUGCUCCAAGUCAUGGGAGAAGUGCGGCGUCUGCGGUCACGAGGUAGGGAUGCAUGGCCAGCUGAGCGAUACCGAGGGCGGAGAAGAGGAGAGGACGCAGAGGAUCAAGGUCGCCAUCAGACUGGACGAGCUACUGGAGGACAAGAAGAAACUUCUCGAUUUCGCCCACAGUGACGAGGACCAGGCUUCGCUGCAGAAGCAGCUGGUACCCCUCUAUCGAGCUUCGCCGGUCAAAAUGGAUGGAGCCAGCGGGUCGAGCGCGAAGAAUCCACCUCCACCAGUGCAGUCAAGCCGAUCCAGCAGUCCCGACUUGCCCUUGACUGAGACCAGGCGGUCCCCUACACCGAGCAAGAAGUGGAAGCUGGCAGACGACUCGCCCUUCACCACGCCCCCUGCCUCCAUCGGCGGACCUUCGCGGGCAGGCUCUCAGACCGCCGCCUCGCCUCCAACAGCAGUCUCCCUCGAGGAUGACCUAGAACAGGUCUCGCAAGGCGAUGCCGAGAAAGCAAAAGUGGGGAAGAGCCCAGACAGACCUAUAAAGGAGGAGGACGACGGAGAAGAGGGGCAGGGUCAUAGCAAACACCCCGUGCAAUCGUCCAAAGGGGUUGCAGACCAGGCGACGGGUCCAGAAGAGGCUCUAGAGCAGGCAAACCGCAGAGCGCAGCAGGAGUUGGAAGAACAACAGGAGGCGCAGCGCAAGAAGUGAGCGGAGCCUCGAGCGGAUCUGAAUGUGGUCACGGGAGGUAUCAGCAUCGAUAUGAUGGAGCAACAAGAGGCGCUGGAAGAGG